Aethina tumida (small hive beetle) is the source of this 712-nucleotide messenger RNA. RefSeq lists its product as uncharacterized. Bases 89 to 679 code for a protein of 196 amino acids. The record is from RefSeq and is a predicted model, not a curated record. The transcript is spliced from 4 exons. Lineage: Eukaryota; Metazoa; Arthropoda; Insecta; Coleoptera; Nitidulidae.
UUUCUUAUCAGGAAGGUCACAUUUACUAUUUGUUCAAAAAGUGUUAAAUCAGUUUAAUAUAAAUCAACAUACAAAAUUUAAUGAAAACAUGAAAACUUUUAUUGUCCUUCUCACUUUUUGUAUCGUUUCAGGAUUUGCAGGUGAAUAUGGUUCACUUCGGCCAAAAAGACGUCCCAUUGAUCCCGACAUAAUCAAGGCUAUUUCCUAUGUAAUUAAAAACGAUGUGGAAGUAGGAAGUAGUAGUGAGGAAGAUAUUUCCUCAGAUGAUCAUGUAACAUUUCUAAGUCCUCUGACAACAAGUACCAAUGAUGGGGAUGUAAUGACGUUUUUAAUGAAUAAUGACAUUUCUGGUAAUGAAAAAUAUGGAUCUAAAUCUGGAAAUGAUAAUACUUUGAAAAAAAAACUUCCCCUCAUCCUCAACCUCGUAAAUACCCUUACAGGUUCACCUGUUCAGACGUCAGAUAUAAAUAAAAUAGUAGAUAUAACCAAAGAAUUGCUCGAAAUCUUCCAAAUAAAUAUUGGUCAGUCUCCAUCUAUUAAUGUUGUACCAGAUAUAAAUAAAAUAAUAGAUGUAUUGAAGAAAUUACUCGAAAUCUUCCACAUAAAUAUUGGAGAAGAAUUUUAUGAAUAUAGAAAAAUAUUGAAAACAAUUUUAAAAAAUAUUAUAAAAUAUUUGUAAUGAGAUUUUAAAAAAAUAAAGAAUCGUCUUAUA